Molecule: messenger RNA, 1490 nt
Organism: Tachysurus vachellii
Lineage: Eukaryota; Metazoa; Chordata; Actinopteri; Siluriformes; Bagridae
Exons: 3
Coding region: 170-1348 (392 amino acids)
Source: RefSeq, a predicted model, not a curated record
CACUGUUGUUUGAAAUGUAAAUGGUGUUUGAAGGGCAGCUAAAGAAAAAACUGUUAUCAAACCCAUAUUUGUUCUAGUGAGGGAGUAUAAAUUCAGGAGCCAAAGUGAAGGUUAUUUCACACCUCACUUCAUCUGUGCAUUGUUCAUCCAUAUUCUUCUAGCCGAAGCCAUGGCACUGUUUGGGAAAAUUCUGGAACCUGUAGGGUUCAUGCAGACCACUCGUGUGCUUGUUGAGGGAAUCUUCUCUUAUCUGAGUGGUAGUGCUAACUCUGAUGAUUUAGACCUGGUGAAAAAGAAUUUAGACCACAUUGAUCAUGAACUUAGCUCCUUUGGCCCAGGUCUGCUAACUGACGAAGAGGUCCACUGUCUUGAAAAUGACUUGGCUGUAGUUUACAAUCAGCUAGGAGCAUCAGUGAGGGCCCAGGCUGAGUUCACGAAACGUGAAACAGAAGUCUUUCUGCGCUUCGUUCAGGAGUACAGACUGGAGCGACAGCUGACAGCAUUGUACAGUCGUAUCAUGGGCAUCUCUGUGCUGACAGAUCAGCCCACCCUGUUGGAGAAGCUUGUGCUUAACCGUAAGCCGAGGCGCUGGGAGAUUAAAGAAUUUUGUGUCAAGGUGAAUUUUGUGCUUGGGACAGGCCUGUUAUGCCUUUUUAUAGAGGCUUCUUUGACAGGAAGAGAUCAGGCUCUUAUGAUGAAGAACUGGUCAGACAGGAUGGCGGCAUUGUACAGGAAAAUGAAAUCCACCGGAGGACUCUGCUCAGGAUACUUCAGAGAGCAAGCUGAAGAUGAUGUAAAGAAGCAGAUCUUGGAGGUUCGGUGGAGCACUCACAGCCCAGAGCAGCAAACAGCUGAAAUUUUAAAAAGUUUAGAGCGCAAUUAUGACUGGCUACACUGGGCUGUGAUGGUACAUCCCCCUGUGGCAUGCUGGAAAGAGGCCACUGUUGCUGGUGAGGGAGAGAAUGAAGAGCAAAGCAGUUGUCUAAGCCUAGAGCACUUCAUCUCUGUUUUUUCAGAUGCUUCUAAUUCUAAUGUAGUGGCCUGUCACAGGGACACCCCAUCCUCCCUGGAUAAAGCUCGCAUCCAUCAGCUGAUAGUGGACCUGGAAUGGAAGAUCCCAAACCCACCACCUGAAAUUUAUGCGGCUAUAGAAGAAGAUCCGGGUAAAGCUAGGCUAUAUCUAGCCAAUCGGAUGUUUAAAAAGCUGCAAGAAGGACUUGGCACAAGUGUUGCUAUCUAUGUGGUACCUGGAAAAAUGGAGAUGAAGUGCAACUUUCCUCAGGCUUCAUAUUACCAAUAUGAAUAUAAACACAGGCUGGCUUCUGGAACAGUUUGUGUAUUUGGGUAGCACACCAGAUUUGAUUUGUGUAAAAUAUGAACAAGCAUUUAUUAACAUAAGCAACAAAUAAAACGAACAGUUUCUAAAUCUGAGCAUGAUUACUUUUGAUCAGAAUUGCCAAAGAAAAGUUAUGCAUCUAAUCUUAGGCAUC